AGAGGGGAUAAGAGAAGAAUGCCUACGGAGGAGUGAGAGGGAGAGGAACAGACGGGAGCCAGGAGGUGUGCUGUGUAACUGCUUCUGAGACUCCAGACUCCUGCAUGCAUCUGCGGUUCCUUUCCUUGGUCUCUGCCAGGAGGCUGCUUAAAAACCCUGAGCCCACAGCUCUAUCCUCCUCCUCUCCUCUCUUUGACACACCACCAAACAGGACUAAGUUCUAUACGCAUCUGCACACCAAAGUUUUCACCACAGCUUUCUUCAAACCAAAACUUUCUACACACCAAAGAUUUCGACAAUCUUUCCUUCAGUCUCCUGGCUCAUAGAGACUCUUCAAGCUCGUAGAGACUCUUCAAGACAGACUGAUUCCGGCUGAGACUUCUUCUAAACCUGAGGACUGUUGGAUGGUCUAUUGUUGUUGCUCAUCUAGCACAUGCAGGUCAUCUGUUAGCUGACUACUCUGACUGGUCUGUGUGAGAGUCUGUGGGUGGCCUGAGGAUUUUGUGCGUCACUGAAACAUUAGUUGGCCUAUUUGGUCUGCAACCUUGCCUUUGUUUCGUUGGCGCAACCAGAGUGACUGAGGAAUCUUCUCUUGCACGGCAGAUAAGGCCUUUUUAGAGCUGGGGUCAGGUUGCACUGCGAGUUCUGGUCCUGGUUCUGAGUGUAGUAAGAAGAUGAGGGGUGCAGUGUUGAGUUUGUGGGUGUCUCUGGCCCUGUGCUGUUGGGUUCUGGGCUGGGCUGGAGGUAUGGAGCGACAGGACACUGCACGUGUCCAGACACAGGUGAGACAGGCUGGACCUGUGGCUCAUGCGAGAGAAGUGGAGGAAGACAGGGAGGAGGUUAUGAAGGACGAACCUGGAGUGGAGGUGGAGGAGAGCAAACCAAAGAAGAAGAAAUCUCCAGAGGAGGUAGAGGCAGCCAGGGCAAAGAAAGCUGCAGAGAGGGAGGCCAAAGCCAAGAAGCAGAAAGCCCCCAAGUCACCGAAAGCCACCAAGGCACCCAAGAAGCCCAAGGCUACCAAGGCACCUAAAGCCACCAAGGCACCCAAGAAGCCCAAGGCUACCAAGGCACCUAAAGCCACCAAGGCACCCAAGGUCACCAAGCCCAAAGCCACGAAGGCCUCCAAGACGACUGGAAGGAAGGACGAGGGGGUGGAGCCGGUGGCCAAAAAACCCACUCUGGAGGAAGAGGAGGAGAAACUGCUGAUUGAGCUGGGCUGGGAUAGAUUGAUUCCACCUGUGACUCCCGAGGAGCCUCAAGAGCCAGGCCAGGUAGACAGGAGACCCUCGGGGCCCACACCUCCCUCUACUGACUCCAAGACUCUGACAGAGCAUGACCAAGAUUACUGGGAUGCCAAGCCUGACAGAGAGAGGACCACCACCGAGGUCAUUAUGUAUGUACCAGAGGAAACCACCGUGCCGCCCAUGCCCUGGUACGAAGAGUAUGAUUAUGCAGAUUUGGCAGCUAAGAAGCUAGAGGAGGAGGCAGAGAAAGCUCGCAAGGAGAAGGAGGAAAAAGUGGAGCGGCUGAGGAAGAUGUGGGAAGAGGAAGAGGCGGAGAGGCUGAGGCAGAUCCCGUUACACGCCGAGUCCAAGAAAUGUCCUCCUCUAGGCCUGGAGUCCCAUCGUGUUGAUGAUGACCAGCUGCUGGCCUCAUCUCAGUCUCACCACGGCUUCUCAGCUCAGAGAGGCAGGCUCAACAUGCAGAGUUCCGGUGAUGACGACGGUGUGUAUGGGGGUGCGUGGUGCGCAGAGCCAGAGGAGCAUAACCACUGGUUUGAGGUGGACGCUCGCAGAGAGGUGGAGUUCACUGGGGUCAUUGUACAGGGCAGGAAUUCAGACUCAGCGGAAGAUUUUGUGUCCACGUUCCACGUGUCCUUCAGUAACGACAGUCGUGAUUGGACGGUGCUCCACGAUGGCUAUGCUGAGUGGUUGUUCUAUGGCAAUGUGGAUAGGGACACUCCAGUGAUGGUGCAGUUUGAUUGGCCAAUCGCGGCACGUUACAUCCGUAUCCUUCCCCAGAGCUGGAACGGUAGCCUGUGUCUCAGAGCUGAGGUCAUGGCCUGCCAACUGCCAAGCAGCUUCCGUAGUGAGAAUGAGGUCCACCCCACAGACGACCUGGACUACAGACACCACAACUAUAAGGACAUGAGACAGAUGAUGAAGGUGAUAAAUGAGGAGUGUCCUAACAUCACAAGGAUCUAUAACAUUGGAAAGAGUUCUGCUGGCCUGAAGAUGUACGCCAUGGAGAUCUCUGACAACCCCGGGGAACACCAGACAGGUGAGCCGGAGUUCCGCUACACAGCGGGUCUCCAUGGCAAUGAGGUGCUGGGGCGGGAGCUGCUCCUCCUGCUGAUGCAGUUCAUGUGUAAGGAGUACAAUGACGACAACCCCCGAGUGCGCCGCCUGGUGGAGGGUGUGAGAAUACACCUGGUUCCCUCACUCAACCCAGACGCCUACGAACUGGCUUACGAGAUGGGCUCUGAGAUGGGGAACUGGGGUCUGGGCCACUGGACGGAGGAGGGAUACGAUAUCUUCCAGAACUUCCCGGACCUCAACAGUGUUCUGUGGGGGGCAGAGGACAGGGGUUGGGUCCCACGCAUUGUACCCAAUCACCACAUCCCACUCCCAGAGAACUUCCUCAAUGGCUCUGUUGCCCUGGAGACCAAAGCUGUCAUUAACUGGAUGGAGCGGACCCCAUUUGUGUUGGGAGCCAAUUUGCAGGGGGGAGAAAAAGUGGUGGCGUACCCGUUUGAUAUGCAGCGGCCUCCAAAGGCUGCAGGGACGUUGGGGUCUCGGCGUGGGUCUCGACCCGGUAUGGACCAUGAGAUGAACGAGGAAACGUGGGCCCGGAUGCAGCGUCAGAACGGGGACGCACUACGGGAGACGGCAGACGACACCAUGUUCCGCUGGCUGGCCAUGGCGUACGCCCACAGCCACUUGACCAUGACGGAGACCCAGCGGGGCUCCUGCCACACCGACGACAUCUCUGGGGGUCAGGGCAUCAUCAACAGGGCCAGCUGGAAACCUGUGGUGGGGAGUAUGAAUGACUUCAGCUACCUGCACACUAACUGCUUUGAGCUGUCCGUCUUCCUGGGCUGUGACAAGUUUCCGCACGAGAGUGAGCUGCCUCUGGAGUGGGAGAACAACCGAGAGGCACUACUGUCCUUCAUAGAACAGGUGCAUCGUGGGAUAAAGGGUAUAGUGAGGGACAUGGAGGGCAAACCUCUGGCCAAUGCCACCAUCUCUGUGGAAGGUAUCAAGCACGACGUCAAGACUGCUGCAGCCGGAGACUACUGGCGGUUGUUGAACCCUGGGGAGUACCGUGUGAUGGCCCGCGCUGACGGCCACACUCCCCAGAUCCGGCUGUGCAUGGUGGGCUACGACUCCGGGGCCACCCCCUGCAGCUUCACACUGGCCAAGUCCAACUGGGAUCGCAUCAAGCAGAUCAUGGACCUCCACGGAAAGAGGCCAAUACGGCUUGUCACCAAGGCACCGCCCCAGGCAGGAAUUGACAUCAGUGGUGGAGCCGUCGGCAGCAUGAACACCACAAAGACGGACACCGGUGGCAGGGUGGCCGACUCCCAGAAUGCUAAGAAUCUCCGCCGCUUACGGAUGAUGCGCCUGCGCCAGCUGCGCCUGCGGAGACUCAGGGCCAACCUCUCCACCACCACGACCGUUGCCACCACGACCACCACACUGGCCCCCACGACGACGGCGGAGCUGGUGACCGAGAGCACUACUUCCUGGUAUGACUCGUGGUUCCCUGUGGAGAGUUCGUACACAGAGCCCACGCAGGCCGAGAUCCUCACAGAAAUCCAGGAGUUAGAGCCCACAGAGGACUACACCUUUGAUUACAAGUUUGAUGAUUACUAAAUUGUAUUAAAUUGCUAAAGUAACAAAUUACAGUUUGUAAAUACACAAUCAUAGCUACAAGGCAUUAUUCAAAUUGUGGGAAAUAAAAAACAACUUUAAUUCUGUCCCGUGCUGAAAGACAAUAUUGUAACUGCAUUUUUGUAGCACUUUUUAUAUUAAAAGAAUAAUACUUUCUUUGUGCUCUUCUAUUCAUGUCUCAUGAUGGUUUUACAUUUAUUCUGAUAUAUUUUUGUGACGCACACACAUUGAUCAGAGAAUAGGUCACGUUCUUUCUGUGCAGAUCAGGGAGUCAAAGGCAUGUUAUUGGUAUUAAUUACUCAAGCAAGCCUACUCUGAGAUAUCCAGCCUUGCUAUUAUGUUGCGGGUCAAUUUGACCCAUUUCCACGUUUGAGUUGUCUAAAAUACUAGUUAACCUCUCUUUUUCUCCAUGAAAUGAAAUGACUUUUCCUCAUUCAGGGUCAUGAACCUCACUUCAAAAUGGGGACACACUGAUGUGUUGUGGAAUGUCUGUCUAGAUUGUGUAUAAAAACAUGAUGUUGGAGGUCAUUUUGACCCGGAGGCUUUCAUGUGUAUAGAUAAAUCCAAAAUAAACAAGUGUAUUUGA
This is a messenger RNA of Salvelinus fontinalis (brook trout), 4479 nucleotides long. RefSeq names its product inactive carboxypeptidase-like protein X2. The record is from RefSeq and is a predicted model, not a curated record. Lineage: Eukaryota; Metazoa; Chordata; Actinopteri; Salmoniformes; Salmonidae. Gene Ontology annotation, molecular function: metallocarboxypeptidase activity; zinc ion binding; RNA polymerase II transcription regulatory region sequence-specific DNA binding. The transcript is spliced from 21 exons. The coding region runs from base 675 to 3875 and encodes 1066 amino acids. Gene Ontology annotation, biological process: negative regulation of transcription by RNA polymerase II; proteolysis.